Molecule: messenger RNA, 667 nt
Organism: Uloborus diversus
Lineage: Eukaryota; Metazoa; Arthropoda; Arachnida; Araneae; Uloboridae
Product: zinc metalloproteinase nas-8-like
Exons: 6
Coding region: 43-582 (179 amino acids)
Biological process (GO): proteolysis
Molecular function (GO): zinc ion binding; metalloendopeptidase activity
Source: RefSeq, a predicted model, not a curated record
GGACUUGUAAUUUCUCCUUCUUUGUACGGUUAACUUCUCAAGAUGCAGCAUUUAAAAUUUCUGGUUUCAUUUUUUGGUCUUAUCUGUGCAUUAGGUGUUGAAUGCUCAAACUAUAAAGCAAAGACUGAUAAUGACAUUUUUCAAGGAUACUUUGAAGGGGAUAUCAUUGGAAUCUCUCACGAAAACGACAGAAAUGCUGUAGUUGCAGAGAAAAGGAAAUGGCCUAAUGCUGAAAUUCCUUUCGUGAUUGACUCCAAAUUGAAGAAUGUAAGGCCCAUGAUCAGAGCAGCUAUGAGUCACAUCAUGAACGAAACCUGCAUACGUUUUGUGAAACGAAAAGAAGAAACUCAGUAUUUAAAUAUAGUGCGAGGAAAUGGGUGCUACUCUCAUGUUGGAAAAACAUCGGGGUGCCCCAGCCCCUGUCUCUUGGGCCUCAAUGCUGGCAGUUUGGAACAGUUUUGCACGAACUUGGACAUGCAAUUGGCUUCUUCCACGAACAUUCCCGUUCGGAUCGGGAUGAUUACAUUGACAUUCAUUACGAAAACAUACAACCAGGUAUGGAGUACCAAUUCGUUAAGAUGAAUCCGAAACAGCACGAACUGCUCACAGCCAUUCGAUUAUGAUUCGAUAAUGAUGUACGGUGAAACUAUCUUCAGCAAGAAACUGA